GCCUUCUUCUCCUCCUCCUUUUUACAAUCUUCACCCUCACGUCCUCAUUGUCCCUCCCAUCCAAUAGAAGCAACCAAACACCAAGAACAAGAGAGAGAAACUAGAGAGAGAAAGUAGAGAGAUAAAAUUAAGAUAGGCUUGAGCUGAGAUUUUGAUACUGUGGUGGUGGAAAUGACCACGUUGAUGGGUACUGCAGAGAGGGACGAGCACCGUCUGAUCAACUUUGAGGCGACGGAGCUCAGACUUGGGUUGCCCGGUGGAGGCGGGAACGACGGCGAGGCGGCAAAGAAUGGUGGGAAGAGAGGGUUUUCGGAGACUGUCGAUUUGAAGCUUAAUCUUUCGUCCAAGGAUUCGGAGAUGGAGCAAAAAGAGAAGAUGAAGGAAAAGAAUGUCACUCCUCGCCCUAAUGAUCCCACAAAACCUCCAGCCAAGGCACAAGUUGUAGGUUGGCCACCCGUCCGAUCAUUCCGAAAGAACAUCUUGGCCGUCCAAAAGAACGGCAAUGGCGCCGACAAUGGUGAGAAGGCCGGUAGCAGUGUAGCAUAUGUAAAAGUUAGCAUGGAUGGUGCACCAUACCUACGUAAGGUGGACUUAAAGAUGUACAAGAGUUACCCAGAACUUUCCGAUGCCUUGGGCAAAAUGUUCAGUUCCUUCACUAUAGAUAACUGUGGCUCACAAGGAACGAAGGACUUCAUGAACGAGAGCAAAUUGAUAGAUCUUUUGACUGGUUCUGAUUAUGUGACCACUUAUGAAGACAAGGAUGGAGAUUGGAUGCUUGUUGGUGAUGUUCCAUGGGAAAUGUUUGUUGAUUCAUGCAAACGCUUGCGGAUCAUGAAAGGCUCAGAAGCAAUUGGACUUGCACCAAGAGCAGUGGAAAAGUGCAAGAACAGAAGCUAAUCAAGUCAUCCACAAGUUGUUUGUCUAUGAUCAACCAAGAAGACCAACUUGAGUUGAAUUGAGCAAGAAGUUUGGAUGUGUACCAUAUAGCGGUUUGAUAUAUAUAUAUAUAUAUUAUAUAUAUGAGAAAAAGAAAGACAUGCAAAUCUGUUAGGGACUACGAAAGAGGCAAUAAGUGUAUUGUUGAUAAACCUUGUUUUCAUGUUUCACUUGUUUACUUUGUAAUGGGGUUGUUUGGUUACACCCUCGAUGUUCUAGUGGUAUUAAACUUGUAUCUGUAGUUUUCAUCCCCUCCGUAUAUGAAUGAAUUUGACUUUUUGUUUC
This is a messenger RNA of Cornus florida, 1221 nucleotides long. Its product is annotated as auxin-responsive protein IAA16. Gene Ontology annotation, biological process: regulation of DNA-templated transcription. The coding region runs from base 172 to 897 and encodes 241 amino acids. NCBI's taxonomy places the organism in Eukaryota, Viridiplantae, Streptophyta, Magnoliopsida, Cornales, Cornaceae. Gene Ontology annotation, molecular function: protein binding. The transcript has 5 exons. The record is from RefSeq and is a predicted model, not a curated record. Gene Ontology annotation, cellular component: nucleus.